Lodderomyces jiufengensis is the source of this 681-nucleotide messenger RNA. RefSeq names its product phosphoribosylglycinamide formyltransferase (gene ADE8). NCBI's taxonomy places the organism in Eukaryota, Fungi, Ascomycota, Pichiomycetes, Serinales, Debaryomycetaceae. The record is from RefSeq and is a predicted model, not a curated record. Gene Ontology annotation, cellular component: cytoplasm. The transcript has a single exon. Gene Ontology annotation, molecular function: phosphoribosylglycinamide formyltransferase activity. Gene Ontology annotation, biological process: 'de novo' IMP biosynthetic process. The coding region runs from base 1 to 681 and encodes 226 amino acids.
AUGGCUUGCAACAUAACAGUAUUAAUAUCUGGUUCUGGUACUAAUUUACAAGCAUUAAUAGAUGCUCAAUCUCAAGGAAAAUUAAAUGGUAAUAUAACUCAAGUUAUAUCUUCAUCAGAUACAGCUUAUGGAUUAAAAAGAGCUUCACAAAAUCAAAUACCUACAAAAACUCAUCUUUUAAAAAAUUAUUAUAAAGGAACAACAAAAGAUCAAAUUGAAAUAAGGAAAGAAAAAAGAGAACAAUUUAAUAGAGAUUUGGCAAAUUUAAUAAUAAAUGGAUCAAUUGAUUCAAAACUAGAAAAAAAUAAUUAUAUACCACCAAAAUUAAUAGUAUGUGCAGGUUGGAUGUUAAUUUUAUCACCAACUAUUUUAGAACCAUUAGAAAAAGCUGGAAUAACAAUAAUAAAUUUACAUCCUGCAUUACCUGGAGCAUUUGAAGGAACUCAUGCUAUAGAUCGUUGUUGGAAAGCUGGUCAAGAUGGUGAAAUUAAACAGGGAGGAGUAAUGAUACAUAAAGUAAUAACUGAAGUUGAUAAAGGUGAACCUAUUUUAGUUAAAGAAUUAGAUUUAAUAAAAGGUGAAUCAUUAGAACAAUAUGAAGAAAGAGUACAUCAAAUUGAACAUAUUGCAAUUGUUGAAGGUACAAAUAAAAUUAUUAAUGAAUUAUCUAAUAAUUUGUAA